This is a messenger RNA of Bactrocera oleae (olive fruit fly), 1724 nucleotides long. It is a transcript of the gene Muc4B, whose product is annotated as Mucin 4B. The record is from RefSeq and is a predicted model, not a curated record. NCBI's taxonomy places the organism in Eukaryota, Metazoa, Arthropoda, Insecta, Diptera, Tephritidae.
GCACGGUUAUUGUUCUAUAAGAGGUGGAUUACGAACAGAAAGCUGAGCAAUUUGGAAGAAGCUUCAAAUGAGUAGUGUGGUCAAACGCGCUGCAAAUAAUUUUUAAAGAAAGCGCACCACAUCGAAAGCAGGCGAAAGUAGCCGACGACAGGCUAGGUAACGCAGCAUAUACGAAAUCAUUAAGAUGAAAGUUAUUAUCGUCUUUAUGAUGGGAGUUCUUUUGCAAGGCUGUGUUGCGCAGGAGGCGAACAAACAAACUGCAAAAGAAAUUUCAGUAGAACCAAAUCCCAUUUCAUCAGCCGAUCUGCAACUAAAGAGGGAUCUCGUAAUGAUUAUACCAUCUACAAGCGAUCCGUCGACUGGACAACGGACGGAACUGGUCACAAAUACAUUACUAGUGGAAACCCAGAAGGAGCUAGACACAACUACAAGAUCAAUAGAAACCAAGAAGCAACUAGUCACAACUACGUCAGCAAUAGAUACCAAAAUGGACUCGUUCUCAACUACACCACCAAUAGGAACCAAGUGGAAAUUGGGCUCAACUACUACAUCUACAGGUAACAAGUUGGAAUUGAUCACAACCAGUCCUCCACUGGAAACCAAGAGGGAAUUGGUUCCAACCGUAACUUUGAUAGCUACUAGGAGCGAACUAGUUCCAUCUUCACCGUCUCCAGAAACCAAAAGGCAGCUGGCCAGAACUACAACACCAAUAGAUACUAAGUGGGAACUGCUCCCAACUACAACCCCAAUAAAUACCAGGUGGCUACUGUUCCCUACUGCAACUUCAAUAGGUGCUAGGAGUGAACUGGUACCCACUACAACUCCAAUAGGUUCCAAGAGGGAAGUAGUCCAAACUACACCACCAUUGGAAACCAAGAGGCAGCUGGCCACAACAACAACACCACAAGAGUCCAAAUGGCAACUCGUCCCAACUACAACUCCAAUAGACACCCCGUUGGAGUUGGUCAUAACUCGACCGCCGUUAGAAACCAAUAUUGAAUUGGUCCCAACUGCAACACCAAUAGAUACUAAGAGGCAGCAGGUCUCAACUAAUACACCAAUAGAUGCCAGGACACAACUAAUCCCAACUACACCUCUAUUACAAACUAAUGUGGAAUUGGUCAAGACUACAACACCUAUAGGAAUCAUAAGGAAACUGGUCAGAACUACAGAACCCGUUGGAACCAUGGAAGAACUGGCCCCAACAAUAACACCUCUAAGUGCCAUAGAGGAACUGGUCCCAACCAAGGGAGACGUAGUAACAACUACCCCACUAAGCGGAAUCACAAGUUCUUUACCUCCUAUCAUAACCACAAUAUUGACGUCUACAAUGUCUAUUCCCGUUCUCGUUAAUAAGCCUACGAAAUUACGCAAAUACCCGAAGAACAGAUUAAGGUCAAGGCGACGUCGUACAACAACGAAGCCACCCUUCCAUGUUACCAAAACUAGCUGAGCAUUGUCAUUCACGACCAAGAGGUCAAUUUAGUCUGCCGUCGAGUCUAUACUGCGUAUGGCGUUGUCUGGUGGACAUUUCUUUAAUUAUGCGUAUUUAUCAAAUUAAAAUUAAAUUGUUAUUAGCCAACUUUUUUAUAUACUCAAAUAUAUUUUUAACAAAGCUUGAUAGAGAGAAAUUCGAGUUCCUUUUCCGUUCCUUCAGAAUAAAUUUUCAAAAAUUUUGAUGUUUGAUUUCAAAUAAAUAAAAAGGUCUCUUUUCUAAAAGUAAA